AAAGCUACUUGCCUUCUCUCCCCGCGGAGCUGCCAUUCAGCCGAUGGCCGCCAGGGGGAUCCCUCUCGGCGGCCCCGCAGUAGCCGAGCCCCGGCCGGCGGCGCGGCACGCAGGGUGCAUGUGGGGGCUUCUUCCCAGCGGCAGUAACUGCAGCAGGAGCCCUGCGCUCGCCCGACCUCCAGCCAGUUCGCUGGGACCGCGCGCGCUGACCCGAGAGCCCCUCGCUUGGAUCACCGCGUCGCCCCUCCUGCCCAGAGGUUGCCCUCUUCCUCUCGCGCCGGCUUCAGCUGGCCCGGCUCAGGGAGUCGACAGGGCCCCGGGGCUUAAGAAAGGAACAUGAGGUUCCCCUGGAAAUCAUUCAAAAGGAAGAUGGAAGGGGCUGUUUAAAAGAGAUAAGAGCCGCAGGACACAAGACAGGCUUGAGGGCCGGUAGAAGAAAACCCUGUUGGGCCGCAUUUCACACUGAAUCGGUCCUGGUGCCUUUUUGCUUCCUGCAAAAGCAAGGGAGAUAAGCAGAAGACCAUGUCCAUAGCCCUGAAGCAGGUGUUCAACAAGGACAAGACCUUCCGGCCCAAGAGGAAAUUUGAACCUGGCACACAAAGGUUUGAGCUCCACAAGCGGGCGCAGGCAUCCCUCAACUCAGGUGUGGACCUGAAGGCAGCGGUGCAGCUGCCCAGCGGGGAAGACCAGAAUGACUGGGUGGCUGUGCACGUGGUGGACUUCUUCAAUCGGAUCAACCUCAUCUACGGUACCAUCUGUGAAUUCUGCACCGAGCAGACCUGCCCUGUGAUGUCAGGGGGCCCCAAAUAUGAGUAUCGGUGGCAGGAUGACCUUAAGUACAAGAAGCCGACUGCCCUGCCAGCUCCCCAGUACAUGAACCUUCUUAUGGACUGGAUCGAGGUCCAGAUCAACAAUGAGGACAUAUUUCCAACGUGUGUGGGGGUUCCCUUCCCAAAGAACUUCCUUCAGAUCUGCAAGAAGAUCCUGUGCCGCCUUUUCCGGGUCUUUGUCCACGUCUACAUCCACCACUUCGACCGGGUCAUUGUGAUGGGUGCAGAAGCCCAUGUCAACACCUGCUACAAACACUUCUAUUACUUCGUCACGGAGAUGAACCUCAUAGACCGCAAGGAGCUAGAGCCCUUGAAAGAGAUGACUAGCAGGAUGUGUCACUAAUGCUCCCUCUCACCCUUCAGAAGAAAAAGAAACGCCGUUUCCUGGUGGAGGCCCUAGCAGGCAGGAGGGGUCCUUGCUGGUUGAAACCACGGCCUCUGCCCGCAGCAGGAGGGGUGGAGACCCGCGGCCACGCCAGAGGGACAUCUCUCACUCCGUGUGCUCUUAACCCCCUGAGUGCUGCUAGCUGACACCCCUGGGCGGGGCAGCCCACCAUGAGAAAGACCAGGGCCACCUCCUGUUUCCUUCCGGCUGGGGAGCGGCCCAGGGAGAAGCCCUGCAAGCACACGCACAUCACAGCUCCGCCCGGGACCUGCCGCCGAAGCUUUACUGCACUUCAAGUUUUGAGACCGACAGGCUUAUUGGUAUUUUUUUCCACUCUGUCUUGUCAGCUGGCAGACUUUCCUGUCAUUUGUUUCUGUGAAUUUUGGAAAACUCGGGAGGCGCAGCAAGUUUUUCUCUAACAAGCCUUCCCUUCGAGUCACCUAAAGCUUCCACCCCGAUCCUGUGAUUUAGCAUUGCGCGGGGCUCUGGAGCUCUGGGAGUUUGGAGACCUCAACUGGCAGCAAGAGCACAAUUUCCCUAAAAGACGGUUUUAUCAGGGACCACUUCCCGGGGAGGCUUAGGUCUGCCCCAAACAGGGUCUUCGGAUUUUAACUGCAGGCAAAACUGGUCCCUAGCAAGAGGCUAACAGGUUACCAGUUCACCCUGACCAGAAUGUGUCUUUUAUAACCCUCCUCGUUCCUUGUCUCUCCCAUUCAAGUUAUUUUUUCCUGUUUCCCAGAAGAGAGAAAUAAAAGGAAGUUAUAAAUGACCAAGAAUGAUCAGCAGGAGCCCCGAGCUAAAUCAAUGCCAUGUUUGUCUUUUUUUUUCAAAGGGAAGGGAGCCGUGGCUGUCUCCACAUAAUACUAAAAUUUCAGUGAAAAAACAAAAGUACAAUUGGUUGUUUGGUGCAUGUGGAUCAAACAGCCAGCCCAUUGACUUGUAACCUUCUCGACUGACCCUCUCAGCUUCUAACCCCAUGUUUUCAUCCUCUUCCACACUCCUCACCUCUGCCAUAUUUUUUAUGGCACAAAAAUAAUUUCUGUCCUUAUGACUGUGCCACAGUUGCCAAGGUAACAGUGGAGCUGGAGCUAACUUCCUUUUAUCCUUUUCACUUCUUCUAUUCCAGUAGGCAGAAUAAUGCAUUCUGUGCUACACCCUGCCUUUUGAAACCUGAGUGAGUUUUAGUUGAUGAAAUGUUGUCUUUUCUGGUUCAUUCACAAAACUGUGGCGGUCCUGAGAGCCUGCUGUUAGGGGGUAAUAAUACAUCAAGUGAUCAUUUGAAUUUAACAAAUUAUCAGUUGGUGGGGGGUGGGGAGUAAGAUAAGAAUGUAUUAGUGCAUUUUAAUGUAAUAACAAUUAAAGGAUAACUAAACAACUCUGAUUUGUUUUAUGACAUAUAAUGUGUUAAAGCCAUUUGUGCCUCCACGGGAGUCCUAGAGAGCACGAGAUUGUUAUCACACUAAGAAAGGGCUGAUUGUGCAGUGGCAUUCAAUUUUGUCCUAACUGAGCAGACUGACCCUUGCUUCAUAUCCUGUAAAAGUUGCCUCAUGGAAUCCAAGUGCUGCUACCUCUCUCCAUGUUGUGCCCUCAUCAACAACAAACAUGUUUUCUCUUUUGCUUCCUAAGUAACUUUGAAAGUACAUGAUAGGCAAAGAUUUUUCUCAGCAUCACUUUCGGCUGAAAGAAUAUUUGUCCCAAGGAUGCAGAGAACAGAGAAACAGGAGCCCAUUAUUCAUGACCUGUGCAAUACAGCAGUACCGCAUGGAAACGCAGGGGACAGAGAAAUGACGACAGGGCACCCAGCCCUCGGGGGAACUCUGCUGCGCUGUACCCUGGAAAACCACAGGAUUUUUGCAUUAGAAAGUUGAAUGUGUUCCUGCAUUUCAAUAAUGUCUAAUCAAGUAGCAGGCUAGAAUCUAAAGAAAUUUGUUAUUAAUUCUUUUUAAUAUUAUGUUCUGUUAACUGUGCAUAUGAAAUUUCCACUCAACUUAAAAAUCCAGUUUAUUUUUUAAUGUCAUGGAACAAAUUCCUUCUGGUUAUAUUGUUAGUUGCACUAAUCAAUUCUCUUAAGGUAAAUUCUGGCAAACUGCUCUUAUUUUUAAUUACAGUAUGUUCAUAUUCCUGCAAACUUUGUUUGGCAAAUUCCAAAGAAAAUCAUUACAGGCCAUUUUUAUAUCUUAGGAAUGAAUGCAUCAUAUGGGCAUCUCGAAUUGCAAAUUGAGGAACUAAGUUCCCAGAACCCUCCUCGGUAUCUCCAGCCUCUGGGUCCCAGACUGAUGCCUCUGUCUCUUCCUCCUAACCUGGCCAAUCGGUGGUGCAGCCCCAAGCCCCUCUCCUUUUUUCACCACUUUUUUUAUUUUUAGAGAUUUCAAAGUUGAAACUUCUAAAUUGAAAGGUCACAAUGAACACCCAUAUCCCUUUAACUGAAAUCCAUCAGUUGCUAAUAUUUUCCACAUUUUCUUUUCUCUCUCAGAGUAUAUUCAUUCUUAUUGCUGAACCAUUUGAAAAUAAGUCUCAGACAUCAUGAAACUUUAAAAUACUUCACGUUUUUCCUAAGAAUCUGAGCAUUUUCCUACCAAUCUGCAAUAUCCUUAUCAUAUGCAAAAGAUUAAGCAUCUAUCCUGUGUGUAUCUAAGACCCGUAUUCAGAUUUUUCCAGUUGUCCCUGAAAUGUUCUUUAUAGCUGCUGCUGCUGCUGUUUUUUUUUUUUUUGAUCCAGUAUCCAAUCAAGAAUCACAUAUUGCAUUUAGUUGUCCCUCUCUUUCAUUUUCCUUUAAUCUAUUAGCGUUCCCCUGCCAUAAGGCCAGUUUAUAUGUAGAAUGUUCCACAAUCUGGAAUUUUUUCCUGAUUGUUUCCUCAUGAUUAGAUUCAGAUUAAACAGUUUUUGGCAAGAAUACUCCAUAAGCGAUAUUGUUUCGUUCUUAUUGCAUCGCAUCUAAUGUCUAGUUGUCUCUUCUGUGAUGUUAAGAUUGACCAGCGGGUUCAGAUGUUGUCUGCCUGAUCAUUCAUUAUAAAGUUCCCUCUUGGCUAUGAAGUCAUGAAGCUCAGUACACCCAACGUUUUAUCGAGUGUAAGGCUAUGCAUAUAUCCAUUCCUUUCUUAAUAUUCUCAAAGAGGUCCAGGAUCCCCAAAAGAUUAAAACCAUUGCCAUUAGAUGACGUAGCAGUAACAAAGGACUCAUACCUUUCCAUUAACAGAGGGAGAGGGAAGCAGGAAGAUUCUCCGUGCAGGUGAUACAUUAGUAUCUUGGCUAAUGAGGAAAAUGUAGUCAGUUUUCAACUGUAUGUAAUUGUUUUUUUUUUGCUCAGGACAUAAACAGAUAGAAAGCAUAGAAGUGGUUUUAAAAUUUCACGGGGAUGGGGGUAUGAUUAGAAAUAAAAUGUCUAAAAAGCUUCCUUAGAUAAUAAAAAAAAAUAGGGGGAGAAAUACUGAUUUAGAGUCAGUUUCUGCUUCCUAUGCAUGCUAUUGAUUUUCUCUUCCUGAGAUGUUUUCUCAUUUCUAAGGGUGCAGUCUUUGAGCCAAGAGGGGUGGAAGUAACUUAGAGAGAUUUCUUAAUACAUCCCUCCUACUUUCCCAAAUCAUGUCAGGAGCAUUCCAAGUGAAAACACUUAUUCUCCCGUCACAGAUCUGCAGGCAUAGAUAUUCCAUAGCAUCCUUUUGUAUAAGCCACUGAACACUGGACAACAUCUGAAGUCUUCCCAUUCAACUCAAGUCAAACUAUUAUCUUUGAAUUUCAGCAUAUAUUUUUUAGUGUUUCACGUUAAGAAAGAUUCUGAGACUAUAUAUCAUAAGUAAAAAUAUAAUAAAAAACUUAAUUUGCGUAUCCGUUAAAUAUUUGAAGACUUACCAAUUGUCCUUCAGCCUUCUUCCUUCCAGAGUUCUUGCAACUAUAGCAAUAUCUUUGAAGUCUUGUUGCCUGUUGUUAAUCAUUUCUGUAGCUCAACUUGGAACCUUCCCAGAGCUCUCCAUGCCACUCUCCUUUAUGCUCAUGAGCAACAGUGAACACAAUAAGAAAUUAUUUCAUGCUUCCUCCAAAGUGUAUUGUGUCUUUGCUAAAUCCUGACUUGCUUUUUAUACCUUUACAGAUUUUCUAUUUUAUUUGCCAGUACAAGUCUUUAUAUUAUAUUCAGCCAUUUUAGUUUACCUUCCUGGGUUUCCUUCCUUCCUAAUAUACUUCAUCAGAUUAGACUGUUGUUUUGUUUUGUUUGUAAAAUCGCCUCUUUAAUUUGGCAAGACAUUAAGGAUAGAGUUCCUCUCAUCUUUGGUAAUUUAUGCCAAUCUGUCAUCCUGGUCACUGAUGGAAGCACAUCACUUCCUAUGGUCUUUAGCUCAUGUCUUCCUCACCCCAUGGGUAUCACACUGUGAGAGAAAAAAAGAAAUCAGGAAAAGAAUGGCUAUGUCUUCAAGAAAUGUGUACAAAGCUGCAAUCUCUAAAGGCAGCCAGAGACAUCGUUUGGAUAACAGUGUUGUCAUUCUUGCUUUGAUCUUUUUGGUCCGUGAUAAAAUAGGUGAUUCUCUUCUAUAAUUAGCCAAACAAAGUGUAUUUUUGAAACAGUUAUUUUUUUUCUCCUGCUUUAAAAAAAUAUAUCAACAAAAAACCUUUACAACAGACUAUUUCCCUCUAGGCAGAUUUCAUUCUGGGUAGGAUUUUCUAGGAAUAAAUAAGGAUUUUCAGAAUUUUUAGAGGGAAGAGUCCUUUUUUAAUCAAACAAGCUGUUUGACUAACUUUUAGUAUUUUUAAUUCAAAGUUUUCCAGUAUUUUUUAAUUGUAUCAGAAAAAAAAUGUUUACUAUAUCUUUAGUUCCAUCUUGUGAUUAAAUUAAGAGUUUGACUAAAAGAAAAACAGACUAACAAUUAAAUCAAUUAGGGAAGCAAGAAAAAAUUAAAGGAUAUUUAUGAAAUCAGCUUUAUUGUGAGCUUAGGAAUUCAAAUGUCACAAAUAAACAACAUGUAACUAUCA
Molecule: messenger RNA, 6174 nt
Organism: Choloepus didactylus (southern two-toed sloth)
Lineage: Eukaryota; Metazoa; Chordata; Mammalia; Pilosa; Megalonychidae
Gene: MOB3B
Product: MOB kinase activator 3B
Exons: 4
Coding region: 523-1173 (216 amino acids)
Biological process (GO): positive regulation of protein phosphorylation; signal transduction
Cellular component (GO): nucleus; cytoplasm
Molecular function (GO): protein kinase activator activity
Source: RefSeq, a predicted model, not a curated record